ACGGUUGUCCUGACAAUGACUUUAGGUGGAUUUGGGUUGCCCCCCCACCCUGAAGGUCCCGCCUACCUACAGUCAGUCGGGCUGCUGACCGUUCUCCAUUUCGCAGCGGACACUCAGACAACACAGAGCCGCCCUCCGGACGAGCCGCGCCCGCUGAAGGACCUUCUGUUCCCCGCUACUUUUCUCUCUCUUUGUGCCUGGGUCAGACUGUUUAUCCCCGCUCUAAGCAUGAGUGUAGCGGUGGCAGAGGGCUGCUUUCUGUCCGCUCUGCAGCCCAACUCGUCCUGCACCGCCUAUGGGCUUCCCUCGGACGGUAUGUCUCCGGCCAGGAGGGUCCGAGAGCAGGUCCGGAUGCGACUGGCUGAGAAGAAGUCCUCCUCCCUGCCCAGGCUGGACGACUCUAUGUUUGGACCAACAGACUACAGCUUCCCUGAGGCAAAGAGCUUUUCCCACAGCCACGGUUUCAGUUCCAGAUCCAUGAUACACACACCCAGCCGCGUCAUGGCCAUGCCCACAGCACCCCUUCGCUCCCCCGGUUUCUCCUCUCGCUCUGCUGUGGAAAGCAGCUCCAAGGUGAGCCAUAAAGACUCCAGCACGGCCCGGAGCAGCUUCCGGUCCUUCCAGUCACAGAGCAGAAGCAGACGCUCCAAGUCACUGUGCCAAGCAGACCAGGAGGCACUUCCUCUCACUGUGCUGCCUCCUCCAGAGAACGCCUCCUACAUGAUCACUGUGCCUCCCUCUGGCACCCUAAGGCGCAGCCUCAGCGGGACACUGGCCCAGGACAGAGGCUGCUGGCAGGCCGAGGAGCUGCCGUGUCAGUACACCUACAAAGGCCCAUCCCACCGCACCAUCAGCAGAAUCACCAACCGGCAGCAGCAGCAGCAGCAGCAGCAGCAGCAGAGCUCUGCCAUUGGCCAGGAGGGCUGGGUGGGGACUGGCAGGGGUGUCCCCAUGGCAGGUGACGGCUGGGGGACACAGUGGCAGCAGCACGUGUCCAGGGCCAACCAUGCCAUGGGGACGGGCCAGUACCAAGCCACGCUCCACCGGGCCGCCUCGCUCCGCAGUUUGAGGAGUGUCGGGAAAGGAGUGGAUAUCUUGGAUGGAGCGUCGAUACACAGCAACGACCCACUGGAAGAUAUGCAGAGUCUGGACAUGGCUACAGCUGUCAAAUAUCUGUCUGAGUCCGAUGAUGCCUUGCAAGUCCUGGGAGCGGCAUACAUACAACACCAGUGUUACCAUAGCAAUGAUGCCAAAAACCAGGUCCGUGCUCUGCAUGGCGUCCCAGCUCUUGUUCAGCUUUUCUCCAGUGACAGCCUAGAAGUGCAGCGCUUUGCCACCGGCGCCACGCGGAACCUCAUCUACGAGAAUGCUCACAACAAGGCGGCACUCAUCGACGCCGGCGGAGUGAUGCGUCUGGUCAGCAUCCUGAGCAAACCUGACGAGGAGCUUCGAAAGACCAUCACAGGUGUCCUGUGGAAUCUGUCCUCCAGAGACAACCUGAAGGAGAAGCUGUCCAAAGAAGCUUUAUCAGAGCUGACAGAGAACGUACUCAUCCCUCUGUGCAGCAGCAUGCCACUCAGCCCGUCUGAGAAAGACAUCUUCUACAACACCAGCGGCUGCCUCAGGAACUUGAGCUCAGUGAAUGAGAGGACGAGACAGAAGAUGAGAGACACGCGAGGCCUGGUGGACUCUCUGGUGUCCUACAUUCAACAAGCGGACAGGGCAGAUGACAAGGGUUUGGAGAAUUCAUUGUGUGUGAUGAGGAAUCUGUCCUACCAGCUGUACACGGAGCUUCCUCCCUCGGUCCGACACCGUCUGGAGGGCCCGACGAGAGCCUCGGCCUCCAGGGACAGUGAGGCCAUCGGCUGCUUUACUCUGUAUAACAAAAAGCACACUGAGCGUAACCAGAAUCUGUCCAUAUUGUCUGAGGUGUCCCGACAACCUAAGGGCCCUGAGUGGCUGUGGCACCCUAAUGUGGUGGCGCUCUACAAGCUUGUUCUGCAGAACAGCGACAGCAGCUCCACCAGCCGCGAGGCUGCCAUAGGUGCCCUGCAAAAUAUCACUGCAGGGGAGGCCAGGUGGUCAUCGGUACUGAGUGGUGUGGUGGUGGAGCAGGAGAGGAUGCUGCCCAUCCUGCUGGAUCUGUUAGACACCAACAGUGACAUGGAGCUGAGGUCUCUGACCGGCCUGCUGAGAAAUCUGGCCAGACACUCCACCAACAAAGACCACAUGGCUAAGAGCGUGGUGAACAUUCUGGUGUCCAAGCUGCCCAGUGAUGGCCUGCAGAAAACACCAUCCAGCGAGGUGGUGGUCAACAUCUGUGGAGCCCUCAAUCACCUGGUCACCGGCAGUUCCUUGGCAGCCCGUGACAUCUCAUAUUUCAACGGCUUGCCCAAACUGUUGGGAAUCAAGACAUCCCAUGAUAACAGCUCUGGGAGUAUAAAAGCCGCCAGGGCGGCCUCCACUGUCCUCUGCAACAUGUUCCAGUACAACAAACUGCACAAGGACUACAAACUGAAAGGAUUUGCCAGGCGAGACUUCACAGAUGCUGCCAUCUAGGCCGCAGCACAUUAUGUGAUUCACCCUGAGCUUUCGACCUCAGGAUCAAGGUUGCUGGGAGGAAAAAAGACGUGGGACGAUUCACUGAGCAGAUUAUCUUACUGUGACAGAAAGAGAAAAAUGGACUGGAACCAAUGGACUCAAAGCGUGUCCUCUUUCAGGUGGCUGGCUGUGUGUUUAACUUGGCUUAGCUUGCACUAGAUAGCCUGUGAUGACGGGAAUUUAACGGUUUCAACACAGAGGACUUCACCCCCGAAUAUACCGUUAUGCUCUUUGACUGAUAUACUGAUAUGUUGUUUUGACACUGAUUCCAAGUUACUUUAAACUAAUGUUGUUUAUAGCUGAUAUAUGAUGCCCACAUUAGAGAGAGAGAGAGAGAGAGAGAGAGAGAGAGAGAGAGAGAGAGAGAGAGAGAGGCUUAAAGAGAUAGCAAUCGGUCAAUCAGUCCACCCUUAGGUCCAGACUAGGGUGACCAGACUUCCCCGUUUUCCAAGGACAGUCCCCGGUUUUGGUGGCAUGUCCCCGGUUGGAGAUGUUUCCUUGGAAACGUCCCCAUUUUAAAAUACUGUGUGUUAUAAACCGGCCGAAAAGUGAAAUGAUAUCUUAUGUGGCAAGAAAGACAGCAGAGCCUACCGGUUGACAUCUUAAUCGCUCUGUGCUUGUUUUUUAAAACAGUUAACAUGGUCAAAAUACAUGAAACCAGAAUUUAUUUUAUAGAUAAUAACAUUGGAUAUUUCAGUGAUACUGUAUAUUGACCGCUGUACUAGGAAAGGCCCCCGCCAUUUUCAUUUCAGAAAUCUGGUCACCUUAGUCCAGACUGGAGAGUCUCGACAACUGUUGGAUGGAUUGCCAGAUUCCCGGCCUGAAUCAUUAUCCCAGGCCCGGGCUUUGGUGAUGAUCAGGGUAAAAUAUGAAUUAGUCUAAUACUUUAGUUUAUGAACAAAUACCUGCAAAACUAAUGACAUUCCCAUCAGCCUCAGCUGCGCUUUGUGUUUAGCGCUAAUUAGCUAAUCUUAGCAUACUAACACGCUAAGAUGAUGAGCAUGGUAAACCUUUUCUGCUAAAUAGCAGCAUGUUUGCGUGCUAAUGUUAGCAUUUAGCUCAAAGCACCAAUGCUAAUGCACACCAACAGCUUCACAGAGUAGCUAGCGUGGCUGUUUGUAGUCUUUUUAACAAACAAAUGUCAGACGUGUUUUUCUCUCAGAUGUUAACCAUCAGAGUUGGGGCGUAGCCAUUUUCGUUUUGGCGGGGGGGGGCAGCAGCUCCAGAUGUCAUUUAAGUUUAGAUAUCAGCCAUUCAUAUCUUGUUCAUUUGAGAUUUUGCAUUUGUUUGAUUUCUUUUACUUGUAUCUGUCCUGAGAAUGAAAAUGCUCUUAGAAAUGAAUGCAUUUAAUUAUCAUUUCAUAAAAGAAUAAAUGAGAAGACAGCACGAGAGGCCACCAUGGCAGUCUAAGAAAGGAGCAUCAACUAGGCCUACUCUUCACCAAAUAUCAAAUUAUUGGCCAAACAACUGUUUGCAAUACAGUAUGUUGUGCUCAUAAUGAUGUAAAUCAUCCCCUUUAAAAAAAUAUACUGUAUGUGCUGUGGAAUAGGAUCAAAGAUUGGAGAAAAUAGUGUGUUAUUUAAGAAAGAAAUUGGAUACUCCUACUCUGCCCUAUAUAAUCUAUCUAGUCAAACCAAAUUUACUUUACAGUAGAAGGAGAAGCCUGAGCCUCACAAUAGUGUCUGCUGAGAGGCCAGCAGGAACCAAGGAGGGGAUUUCUCUGGAAGGCCGUGUGGGGGAGAGCGUUGUAACCUUCGGACCUGGAGUUUAUCACAUGGAGGAAACUGCAGCAGACCAGCAGCAGAUGGAGGAAGGGAGUGGCUCAGACUGACUGGUGAAUAAAAAGGCCUGGUUCUGCAGUGGGAACAACUGGAGAGAGGGGCUUCAACAAAAAGACCACCCACCCCCUGAAACAGGGAAGCAGUGAAUAUAAGAGUUCUAUAAAGUGAAAUGAUCUGCAUUUUUGUGCAGCUGAAUUUGUACAUCCAUUCUCUUCCCCUCAGAUUCCAGGACAUUGAGCAUGUUAAGCUGCACAGAGCAGAUGUGAACAAUAAGUUAGAUCAGGUAGAACUGCAUCGUUAUGGAGUAUGUAGUUGUUUUAAAUGUGUUCCCUGUUCUUCCUUGUACUCCAUUUUUGAUCAUGUUUAUUAAUGAUCAUAAUAAAUAUUAACAUUAUUAA
Messenger RNA from Sander lucioperca (pikeperch), 4780 nucleotides. RefSeq names its product plakophilin-3-like. The record is from RefSeq and is a predicted model, not a curated record. Gene Ontology annotation, biological process: cell-cell junction assembly; cell-cell adhesion. NCBI's taxonomy places the organism in Eukaryota, Metazoa, Chordata, Actinopteri, Perciformes, Percidae. Gene Ontology annotation, cellular component: cytoplasm; adherens junction; plasma membrane. Bases 16 to 2559 code for a protein of 847 amino acids. The transcript has 13 exons. Gene Ontology annotation, molecular function: cadherin binding.